Acanthosepion pharaonis is the source of this 789-nucleotide messenger RNA. The record is from the annotation of a GenBank genome assembly. NCBI's taxonomy places the organism in Eukaryota, Metazoa, Mollusca, Cephalopoda, Sepiida, Sepiidae.
AUGUGUCAAAGAGCAGCCAGUACCCUCCGUUAUAUCUUUGCAUAUUUAUUAUGCUCAGUGUGUUUCUCGUCCAGUGAGACACGGGGCGACACAUCCACCCAGAGCGGAGACCCCAGCACUGCCCGGAAAGCUUAUCACAAAGCCAUCAAAACGGAAACGAAAAAUAAUUUAACUAUAGCCGUGUCUGGCAAAAGUUUAAAAAGAAUCAAGUUACGAGCACUUGCUCUCCCGGGUAACCUUCCUUUGUCCGACAUACCCGGGGUAUCGACGUCUGUACCUCCGUUGCCACCGUCUUCCACUAUGCUUAACCGGACUCUUUCCGAAGUCCUUACCCGGGUUUCCUCCAAUGGCAGCGGGGUAACACGGGAGACGGCGGCCGUGGAUUACACAGCCGUCUCCGUCGUCCCGUCAGAAGACUAUGUCCACAGGGACCUUCCCUUACCGCUUCUGAUAGCAAGCCCCGUUGCUGCAGUCAGCAUCAUCAUCUUUGUGUGCGUGGCCUAUUACUGCCAUUCCUCUCAGUUGGACGCUAGGGCCCGGCAGCUGGCCCUCAAAUAUGCUGUCAUAUCCACAGAACCCCCGGCUUGUAGCCGCGGGAUACCAUCAACGUCGAGUGUUGACAUGGAUCUAAUUCGAAAGACUUCUCUACGGCCCAGCACCAGUAGGACUUCCACCCCUAACCCUACCCCUAACGGGUCGAAGAGAGGCUCUAUGAACUGGGUUGCUAUUGGCGACCAAGAGGUUAUCACCUACACAGCUGCCCGCAGGCAUUCUACAUUUAUUCUUUGA